This is a messenger RNA of Neogale vison (American mink), 3128 nucleotides long. RefSeq names its product citramalyl-CoA lyase (gene CLYBL). The record is from RefSeq and is a predicted model, not a curated record. NCBI's taxonomy places the organism in Eukaryota, Metazoa, Chordata, Mammalia, Carnivora, Mustelidae. Gene Ontology annotation, biological process: regulation of cobalamin catabolic process. Bases 17 to 1039 code for a protein of 340 amino acids. The transcript has 9 exons. Gene Ontology annotation, molecular function: (S)-citramalyl-CoA lyase activity.
CGCGCGCGUCAGGAAGAUGGCGCUGCGUCUGCUGUGGAGAGCGCCACAUGGAACGCCGGCGGCGGCGCUGCCGAGGCUGAAACCACUUCUGGCAGCUGACGUGCCCAGGCUUGGAUAUAGUUCCUCAUCCUAUCACAGGUACAUUCCACGGAGGGCCGUGCUCUACGUACCUGGAAAUGAUGAAAAGAAAAUAAAGAAGAUUCCCUCCCUGAAUGUAGAUUGUGCAGUGCUUGACUGCGAGGAUGGUGUGGCAAUGAACAAAAAGAACGAAGCUCGACUGAGAAUAGUAAAAACUCUUGAAGACUUUGAUCUGGGCCCAACUGAAAAGUGUGUGAGAGUCAACUCGGUGUCCAGUGGUCUGGCUGAAGAGGACCUGGAGACCCUCCUGCAGUCCCGGGUCCUUCCCUCAAGCCUGAUGCUGCCCAAGGUGGAAGGUCCUGAAGAAAUCCGGUGGUUUUCAGACAAAUUUUCAUUCUACUUAAAAGGCCGAAAACUUGAACAGCCUAUGAAUUUAAUCCCUUUUGUGGAAACUGCAAUGGGUUUGCUCAAUUUUAAGGCCGUGUGUGAAGAAGCACUGAAGACCGGACCUCAGGUGGGUCUUUUCCUAGAUGCAGUCGUUUUUGGAGGAGAAGACUUUCGGGCCAGCAUAGGUGCAACAAGUAGUAAAGAUACCCAAGAUAUUCUGUACGCCCGACAGAAGAUUAUUGUUACAGCGAAGGCCUUUGGUCUGCAGGCCAUAGAUCUGGUAUACAUUGACUUUCGAGAUGGAGAAGGGCUCCUCAGGCAGUCAAGGGAAGGAGCUGCGAUGGGAUUUACUGGUAAGCAGGUGAUACACCCUAACCAAAUUGCCGUGGUACAGGAACAGUUUUCUCCUUCCCCUGAAAAAAUUAAGUGGGCUGAAGAACUGAUCGCUGCCUUUAAAGAACAUCAACAAUUAGGAAAGGGAGCCUUUACUUUCCAAGGGAGCAUGAUCGACAUGCCAUUACUGAAGCAAGCUCAGAACAUUGUUACGCUUGCCACAGCCAUCAAGGAAAAAUGAUCUGUUAAAUGAAGCUCUCAUCAGGAGCUGGGCCAGGCUGCGGUCCUGAAGCCGGGAGUCCUGCCUGAAGUCUGAAGAGUAAAGGCAGUUUGUAAACAGCCUGUCAGAUUCACUAAGGGAACAAAAACACUCAGUCUUGUUGCAUUCUCGCUUUAGCCAUACACAGGGAAGUGGAAAGCUGCGCUCCGGCUUAGGACAGAAUUUGGCCAACCGGAUGUGCCUUUCUCCAGUAUGAGCUCUUAUUCAGGAACCAAGAAAGUUCCUUUGGUUUCAAUGCUGAACACUGAGUCAGAGACAAAGCUUUCUAUUUAUCAGAAAAGUAUAGAAAACUCACUCUCGGAUCACCUGUGCCUGUUGACCGAGAGGGAGUCCUGUAACUCUGUUAGACUUCUCCAUUGGUCAAAAUCAAUUUCUCCCACUGUGGGUGCAACAUGUAAACCUAUAGAAGAGUGGUCCCAGAGACAAGUCUAAGCCCUGGGAAGAAUUUUCAAGAUUUUUUUAAUGGCCUUCAUUACAUGUUGUGAGAGAGUUGAUAUACUGAAAACUCCAUCGUGUGAAAAACAAGGAAGACCAAACACCCGCUGUACUGUGAUGUUAAAAUACCUAGCUAAAGGGAAGAAAUUCAUUGACAAACUGGAUUUUUUUUUUUUUUUUUUUUGGCCUACAUAAUGCCACAUAGCUAGUUUGGCUGGGUUCUGUUUUGUUUUGAAACAAUGAAUAGAUUUCCUUCAUUAUUCAGACACAGUAAAAGAAUCAAGAAUAAAAUGAACAUUCCAUUUCAGAUGGCCUUGUGGUGGAGGGUUUCUUCAGAAGACUACACACUCUAGGCAUGUGGCUUUUUUUUUUUUUUAAUGGCCUCUUUUGAGCUCCAUGGAAGAAAAAACAUAAAAACUAACAUGAAUUUCUGGCUUAGAUUCUCCGAGAAAACUGUGUUAAUAACCCAAACUCCCAAAUGAGGAAAAGAGCACACCCGUUUCCUCUAGUGGAUUUCCAGGGACUGGAAUUCAUGCAGCAACUUCCGGGGGAGAGGGGGGUCGAGGGGGAGGGACUCCGCCAUGCAGUCUUCCAGUCUGGCUUGAGGGAGCUCCCACCGCUGGCAGCCCCACCGGCAUUACCACACCAGUGCCACAUCACUUCUGUCAAGGGGCUCCCGCCAUGUGAAGCCGGGCUCCCAGCCGUCUUCCGCAUAGCCUUUGCAUAAGCUGCAACCCCUUCUUCUCCAUCACACCCACCAAACUAACCAUUCUUCAAGACAUACCUUGAAGGUCACGUCUGUGAGGUCUCCCCUGACUCCCCCACAGACGCCUUGGUGACGCUCCCCCAGUCCUUCCAUGGCACGGAUCAGAGGGCUGCUAUGACGUGUGUGUGUCCCCCAAAGAGUGUGGCUGUCCUCAAUACUGGACAACGCCAUGCAGCUCCACCUCCCUCCCCUGCUCACCUCUCACCCCCAGCAAGAGUUCGCUACCAGCAGGUUCAUCCCAGUCAGGAACAGUGCUUCCUCCAUCAAACACUUCUGUUCUAAUCCUGGCUUUCUGAGGACCAGGUUUUGUUACAUUCAGACAAGUCAUUUAUUGUCUCUGAGUAUCAGCUUCUUCAACUAGAAUAAUAAUACCUAACUUGAAGAGUUGCUACGGGGAGGCAGUGGGCAUGGAAAUGCACCCCCCAGGUGCCGCUUGGACUAUCCCCACUUGCUCGCAUGGCCGGCCAGGCGGGGGGACAGUGAGGUCAGCAGACAGCCUCCAGCUGCCAGCUCCUCCUUCAGCAUCUGCCUCAGCUGCAGACCGCUGCCCGGGCCUCAACCUUCUCAAGGCAGCCUGCCUCCAGCUGCUGCCUUGAUUUUACCACCAUUUAAGACAAUAAUCUUUACAAAGGAAUGAAUGUCAACUAAAUAAAGACAAACAAAUAAAUAAAUAUGAUACUUUUUAGAAAGUACUAGCAUCAUUGGUAAUUGGUGUUUGAUGCACAUGUUUGGUGCACAGCAGGCAUUUAGGAAAGCUCGAAAUAAUUUCCUUCUCUGUGCCAAACCUGUGCUGCAGUUUAGGACAGGAACACCCCUGUCCCCACACAGCAAGUCUGACUGGAAAGUGAA